AUGUGCCUUAGUGGGAUGGCUGUAAAAAAGGGUCGACGUGGGGAGAAAGAAAGAAGUGGUAAUAAAGCAUUUAUGCUACCAACAGAAAAUAGGAAGUGUGAAAGCGCUGGACAGAAGACAUUUCCAAUUCCUCCCUCACAACAUGUUGUAAUACACAAUGAUAAUCCAGAUCAGAUGGAUAAAAAUAUUUCGUUCAGUCGUAUAAAAAUAUUUCACACCAAUCGUUUGCGUCGGCCGAAACAUAUGCAUGUUAUUCAAAGAAUCAAGGAGAAUCCCUUGCAGUGUAAACUUCUUGUGAUAUUGAAAGAAAAUCUGGAAUGGUAUAAGAAACAUAAUGUCCCCGUAACGCUUUCCUUACUUAAUGUAUGGUCUUCUCACAAAAAAAAGCAUCAAAUUAAUGAAUGUAUUAUUAUUAUGUUCCAUGCUGCAAACCAUAUUUUCGUAACAGAAUAA
Molecule: messenger RNA, 453 nt
Organism: Loa loa (African eye worm)
Lineage: Eukaryota; Metazoa; Nematoda; Chromadorea; Rhabditida; Onchocercidae
Exons: 6
Coding region: 1-453 (150 amino acids)
Source: RefSeq, a predicted model, not a curated record